Molecule: messenger RNA, 5059 nt
Organism: Schistocerca cancellata (South American locust)
Lineage: Eukaryota; Metazoa; Arthropoda; Insecta; Orthoptera; Acrididae
Product: oxysterol-binding protein-related protein 11-like
Exons: 15
Coding region: 397-2532 (711 amino acids)
Cellular component (GO): intracellular membrane-bounded organelle; membrane; cytosol
Molecular function (GO): sterol binding
Source: RefSeq, a predicted model, not a curated record
GACGAUCUUAAUUUGAUACUAGUAUGGGAUGUUCUCUGUGGCAGCGCAAGAUGAUAAGGAUUUCGAGUGUGAACCGGUAUCUUACGCUAUGAUACUAUCGGAAAAACAUGCGGCAAUGUUGUGGUGGGCUUCCAACUGGUUGAUGUUUCGCAGCUGAUUACUGACAGUAAUCUCGGCGUUUGGAAGCUUGUUUUAUAUUUCAAGGAACCAAAAUAAUUCAGGUGAACAGUCUAAAUAUUUACAAGGAGAAGCCAAUAGAAAAGCAGCAAACAUUUUAGUCAAGAAGACCCUGACUGAAACUAGUGGAAGCUUUAAAAACAUAAGGAUAUCAUUUCUGCGACAGAUCAGAAAAGACAGGAAAUGCCAAAGACUCCUGCGUGACUGUGCGUGUAUACUAUGGCUCACAAUCAAAGGUCAGAACUGACAUCUGAGAAAUUAAGACAUCAGUAUGAGGGCCAGUUGAAUAAGUAUACAAAUGUUGUUAAAGGAUGGCAGUAUCGAUGGUUUGUUUUGAACCCAGAAAGUGGCACACUGAAUUAUUAUUUGAAUGAAACUGAAAAAAGACAGAGACCAAGGGGCUCAGUUCACCUCGCUGCAGCUGUUAUAUCACCAAGUGAUGAAGACAGUAACACUUUCACUGUCAAUUCAGCUAGUGGUGAAAUGUUCAAGCUGAGGGCAGCAGAUGCAAGAUCACGGCAAGAAUGGGUUAAUAGGAUACGUGCUGUAGCUGAAAUGCAUACAAUGGCUAUAGCUCAGAGUAAUCCACCAUUACCACCACGGGAGCACAUUUCCCUUGUACAUGCUCCAGCACCUGUUUCACAAGUGCAGUACUCUCUAGAGCUGCUUGAUGCAUUUGCUACGGUGCGUGAUCACAUACAUCGUGCAGAACAGUCUUGUCAGCUUAUGAGCCAGGAAAUUGAGGAGCUACCAGCUUCAGGGGCCCUGAGACACAAUGAUGAAAUGUUAUUACUCCUGAAAGCAACAAGUGUAGCAACAGUGAACUGCUUACGACAGUGCCUUUCAAUUCUGGAGCAGCAGCAGGCUGCUGCUUCCAUUGCAGCCAAUAACUCGAAGAGGCAUCCACCUCCAAAUCGACCAAACAAUUCUCAUUUUGUGUCGUAUGCAGAAAUCAGCACAAACAAAAUAACAGUGCCAGGUGCAAAUAGUGGUGCCUUAACAUCAGUCUCUACAACUUCAUUGGAAAGCAAUACCAGCAGGUCUGGUACAAGUGCUUCAUCUCUGCCAGACUGUGUACCAUAUAGACAGACAGGCUUCAUAUCAUACCUGGAAGCACCAGAUGAGAAGGAAGGUGUACCUGAAACACAACCAUGGCCCACAAAUUUAUCAUCACCACCACCAUCACCACCACCAUCACCAACAUCUGUCGAUGCUUCAUUAGAUGAUUAUAAUCCAGAUGAUGAAGUUACUGAUAAUGAAGAUCUAAGUGAUGGUGAUCAAGAUGACACUGAAGAACACAAAUCUGUUAUUUUGCAUUUGUUGUCGCAGCUGAAACUUGGAAUGGACCUAACACGAGUAGUUCUCCCCACUUUCAUCUUAGAACGGCGUUCCCUUCUUGAAAUGUUUGCUGACUGCAUGGGGCACACAGCUGAAUUUGUAAGGAUUCCUGAUGCAGAUACUCCAGAAGCAAGAAUGCUUGCUGUUUUGGAGUGGUACUUAACUUCAUUUCAUAUGGGCCGUAGAAGCCCUGUCGCAAAGAAGCCGUAUAAUCCAAUUAUUGGUGAAAUAUUCAGAUGCUCAUGGCGGCUUGUGCUCCCAGUAGAUGAAAAACAAACAACAGACAACUCGUGCAAUGAAAUAACAGUUACAUAUAUAGCAGAGCAAGUGUCACAUCAUCCUCCUGUCACUGCAUUCUAUGUUGAAUGCCCAUCUAAAAACAUAUGCCUAAAUGCAUCUAUAUGGACCAAAUCCAACUUCUCAGGCAUGUCAAUAGGAGCAAAUAUGAUUGGAGAGAUAAAUCUUUACCUAGGCGUGCAUAAGGAAAAAUAUACAUUUUCACUGCCAGCUGUAUAUGCACGGUCUAUACUCUCUGUACCUUGGGUUGAACUGGGUGGCAAAGUAACUCUAACUUCCAGCUCUGGCUUCUCAGCCAACAUCAUUUUCCAUACAAAGCCUUUUUAUGGUGGAAAAGUAAAUGUUGUAACAUCAGAUGUAAAGAAUGAAACUGGAACUAUCAUAUGCAAGAUACAGGGAGAAUGGAACAGCCAUUUUGAAUUUACUUAUCCUAAUGCAGCAACCAAAAUAAUUGAAGUGAACAGCUUAGACAUAUAUAAGAAGAGGGUACGACCAAUAGAAAAGCAGGCAACAUUUGAGUCAAGAAGAAUGUGGCUGAAAGUAACAGAAGCUUUAAAAAAUAAGGAUAUCAUUGCUGCAACGGCUCACAAGAGACAGUUAGAGGAACGGCAGCGAGAAGGAGAACGGAGGCGGAGUGAACAGGGAGAGUCUUUUCCUACUUCUUUCUUCCACCAGAUCAACCAGUCUUGGGUGUAUAACAAUACCCUGUGUAAACUGUGAAAGUACUGCCAAAAAUUCCAUGGUGCAAACAGCUGUGUGUGGAACUUAAGACUGAAUGCUAUAACUACACAACUUGAAACAACGAACCUAAUGUAACAUAUCACUUGGAACAUACGUCAUUGUUGGUUUCAAGCGAAAUCAAUGGAGAAGAACUGCAGUAUAACUAUAAGAAAGAGUUUUCCCUGUGUUGGCUAUAAAAUUUAUAACAUCUUAACUCUGUUAAUAGUUUUGGAAUUGCUAACAAAUCAAUAAUUUAAUUAUUCAUUACUACAGCGACAUAAGUAUUGCAUUCUACACUGUACUUAUUUUAACUGGUACUAAUACAGAUGCUGUGUGUGUGUGUGUGUGUGUGUGUGUGUGUGUGUGUGUGUGUUUCAUCAGUGAUAAAAAAAAAAAGAUUUUGAAAGUGUAGACUGUUGCUAAAGCCAUCCUGUUUCUCCAAGACAUUUUAUCCACAGUGGAACGUAUAUGUAUAUAGAUCUGGAUUUUUCUCAUUAGAUAUCUAUUUUUUCUGCAUGGACACUGCAUUUGAAGGAUUGUUGUGCACUAAAGUUCAGUGAGUUUUAGGUUCUAUUUUGCACUGAAAACUGUACAAUCUUCUCAGGAGUUAAAUUAUAAGUGUACUUCAUGUCAUGAAAUAGAGCUGCUUGAAUUUCUUUAAGUUAAAACAUAUUUGUUCUUGCAACAUUGACUGCCAGUUUUAUCUUAUAUUGCCCUUUGUAACUACAAUCAGUGAUGUCUGGCCAGAUCUCCAGUAAACUUCAUGAUGCAAACAAACAUGUUAUUUUUACAGUGACUGAGUUAUGUUUUUAAGUUAUCGGUUCAUACAUUUUGAAAAAUGUAUUUGUAUUUGUCUUGCCAAUAACUUUGUCUGUCUGCAUAUAUUUGGCACCAUGCCAUCGUGGUUAUGGCUGUGGCUGUGAUUAUUGAAGAUAAUGUACUUCAGAUAUCGUGAUGAUUAGGGAUUAAGUGCGUAACAUAGUAUAUUUAAGAUUGUAAUGAGUACAUUAUUUGUACUGUAUCAUGUACAUGUCAGCCUUUUUUUUAUAGAUUUUAGUACAGGUUUGAAUAGCCAACCCCCACAUGCAGCAGCAGCACCACCACCCCCACCACCACACAUCUUCCCUUGCCAAAUAAUGAUGUUACAGUAGAAUUCCCAUGCUGACAGUUUGUAAAAUCAUUUAUUUGGAAAAAAAAAAAUGUGCGAGCAAUAAGAAUAGUGUGGUUUUGAGUCACAGUUUUCAAUCACAAUUUAUAUUUUCAUUCAGUUUCAUGCUGCUUGUUUUCUCCUGUCCAAUAUUACGUUCAUUGAGGAGAUUCAUUUCUGCUGCAGUUUCCAUGUGCAGCUGUACUGAUUGGUAUGAAAACAGAAAAUUUUAUCCCUACAACAGGGGAAAAUAUGAACACAUAUUUCACAGAGUUUGCCCUAAAUAUUUUGCUGUUCGCACAUUUUGGUACAAAUGUCCUUUUCUGCUUGAUCUGUGAUAUAUUUCCACUGUAAUACUGGUCAAAUCAAUUAAUUGUACAGUUUACAAAUUUUGCUUUUGUUUUAUGUUUUUAUAAAUUCUGAUUGAUUAUUGAAAGAUUUUAUCUUGUAAUUGAAAGGUACUUACUGCUCUUUAAUUUUCAUCAUGUGUGGUUAAAGGUAUUAUUAUGAUAUUUUUUAUUACUGCUGUAAUUAUUAUGUAGUUUUACAUACUAAUUUAGUGUAUUUUAAAACAGUAAUAACUUUUUGAAGUUAUGCCCCUGUCCUUCUUCCGAAAUCAUCCAAAACAUUUGGUUAAUUACUGAAAAGUAGUACCAGCUGGACAAUGCAGGCUGCUUUUUGAUAUCUUAGUAUGUUGAAAGCAGAAUCUUGGCUGCUUUUUGAUAUCUCAAUAUGGUGAAAGCAGAAGUCUUGUCAUGCUGCACACGUGUGUGUGUGUGUGUGUGUGUGUGUGUGUGUGUGUGUGUGUGAGUGAGGGCAUGGAGUAGCAGGGGGUGUACAUACACACAUACAUACACACACCUGCAUAAGGUAGAAAUGUGUUACAAGUGUUUUGUGAUGUUGUGACAAUGGCAUUAUAUUUCUUUUCAUUGAGAGCUAGAUGAUGUCAUGUGCAGUAGUGAAUGUGAUGAACAUAAUUAUGGUGCUUGGACUGGUCCUGUUACAGAAUUUCUAUUGAUUUUGAUGUGACAUAGUAAGUUGUUUAUGUUAUCAGUACUUAUUAUAAAUUCUGGGUGUCCUAACUGUUUCAGCAAUGAGAUGUAGCUGUUAAACCUCCAGUGAGAUAUGAUACUUUGGUAAAAAUUUAAGAAGCUGUAAUAAUGUUGACAUUAGUUUUUUCUUUCCUUUUGUUGAAGAUGAAGAUGCCUGUAUUAAAUUGAUACUUGUAUAUUGUUAUAAUCACCUUCCAUAAUGAAGUGAACGGUUCAAAAUGACCUGCAUAAUUUGCAAGAUGAGAGGAAAAUGUGUUUAAAUAGAUGCAUUAUUUUCACAAUUCAUAGUGAAGCACAAACAAAAAUAAAGAAGUAAUAAAUAUUAUAA